UGGAAGCCCGGAUGCGUGAUAUCCCGUCCGGCCUGUACAGAUCCCAGACGUCGUUACACACCGAGGUGGCCAUGCCGGACAUGAAGACCCUAAGUGACAAACGCGAGGCACAGCUGGUGAGAACCAUGAGGAUGCUGCCCCGCUCCCUCCCCGGCACCACGGGCCACCCUGUGCCGUACGCCUUCGACAUGAGUGACCUCCCUCACAUCGACCACCUCCGCUCCCUCAUCGUGGUCAUGUGUGGCUUCUCCUUCUUCAUCGCCCCGUUCGUCUACAUGCCGCUCGGAAACAUACAGGCGACCUACGGCCAAAAAUGUUUCCUCUUCGCAGAACUUCACAUCCGGGUGGCUGAAUUCCCCUUACACAACAGUUCAAACCCUGAGCAAACGCCUGCGCUACAAAUCGACCAUCUGAAGUCCCGCUGGGGCCCGGAUGUCGUCUGCGACUACACGACCUUCACCGCCGUGUCGGUGGCCAUCUUUUCCGUCAUCAUUGGCUGGUCCGCACUACAAAUAUGGCCGCCCAUCAUGUCCGUCGGGAAAGGCGGUGCCCUGGCUGUAGUGUAUACCGUGUUGUCUAUGGCGAGUUUUGCCGCCAACUUCUUGUCCAGUCGGUACAUACGAUUUGGGUUCAGGGCCACAUGUAAUUCUCUACACAUGGAGCAUGGAGG
This is a messenger RNA of Aplysia californica (California sea hare), 670 nucleotides long. RefSeq lists its product as uncharacterized. The record is from RefSeq and is a predicted model, not a curated record. Lineage: Eukaryota; Metazoa; Mollusca; Gastropoda; Aplysiida; Aplysiidae.